Messenger RNA from Theobroma umbraticum, 1437 nucleotides. RefSeq names its product DHHC-type zinc finger family protein. Lineage: Eukaryota; Viridiplantae; Streptophyta; Magnoliopsida; Malvales; Malvaceae. Gene Ontology annotation, molecular function: palmitoyltransferase activity. The record is from RefSeq and is a predicted model, not a curated record.
UACUCACACCGAGUCCAGUCAAGGCGAGUUAUCUAUCCGAGUUGGAGGCAACCACCGACUAUACCACGCCCUUAUUCCAUUUCCCAAUCAGUUUCUUUUCCCGCUACGAAGUUACCGAUCCACGCCUCCAUCUCUCCGAUUCCCAGAAAACAAAAACCAGAAUACCGAAAUCCCCAUCCCCAAACACCAAUCAACCAACGAACCGAACACUGAACCCUGGCGCCGGACAUCUGGAAACGUCUAUUCCCGGCGCGAACCCGGAGGCCUCUCCCAAUCAUUCCGCAAGUCGGGAUAACCCGCCGAUUCAAUCCCCGAAUGGAAAUGAACCUAUUCAGGCUUUGCUCUGGCCUCAGAGUCCUCGGCUACUUCAUGAUCCUCCUCGUCACCGCAAUUAUCGGCGUCAGUUACUACGCCGUCGUCUUGCUCACCUGGGGCCCACAGUUACUCCGCGGCGGAUUCCACUCCUUUUUAUCCGUCGCCAUCAUCAUUACAUUCCAUGUUCUGCUUAUACUUUUAUUAUGGAGUUAUUUUAGGGUAGUGUUUAAGGACCCUGGCUCUGUACCUGCAAAUUGGAGACCGGUUUCCCCGGAGGGAAAUUUGGAGGUUGGUAGUUCUUUUGCAGCAGCGGAUGGUGGAUUGGAGAGAGCACGUGGUGGUUAUUGCAGCCAUUGCCAGAAUGGGAAGCCACCACGGUGCCAUCAUUGUUCUGUUUGUCAAAGAUGUGUUCUCAAGAUGGACCACCAUUGUGUAUGGGUGGUGAAUUGUGUUGGAGCACGCAACUACAAGUUUUUUCUUCUUUUCUUGCUAUAUACAUUUUUGGAGACAACAAUGAACACCAUAGUAUUGCUGCCAAGUUUUAUCAAUUUCUUUGAUGAAGCCAAGAAUCACUCCUCCGGUCCUGCCAAUUUAGCAAUAAUAUUUUUGGCCUUUGUUCUCAAUUUGGCGUUUGCUCUGAGUCUUCUUUGUUUCCUAGUCAUGCACGCAUCUCUUCUUUCAAGCAACACGACAUCAGUAGAGGUUCAUGAGAAGAAAGGAGCAGUCAGGUGGAAAUAUGACUUGGGCAGGAAAAAGAAUUUUGAGCAGGUAGCGAAAGGGGGUAUUUCUUCUCUCUAUAUGGACGACAUAUUCCAACUUUCUCAUGAGUCAUUUUCCUUGCUCAAGGUAUUUGGCACGAAGAAAACUUUGUGGUUCCUCCCAUUGUUCUCAGAAGAUGAUUUAGACAACAUACCAGCACUUCAUGGCAUAGAUUUUCCAACACGUUCAGAUGUUGAGGCUUGAGGUUUUGUUGUCAAAGCGACUGCCCAUGAUCAUAUUGCAUUGUCAUGAUUAUGUUUAAAUGUUAAAGUUGGAAAAGAUAUACCUCGCAUUAUGUUUGCUUCCAUAAUGUCAUGAUAUUCGCUUGAAGUGUAUGUGAAUAAAAGUUUUAGUGCAGAGACA